CUCGUGAGAAAAACCAGGCACACUCGCUCGGAAAAGACGAAAAGGCGACGUGCCUCUAACGGCAAGCGGCGCCGCGCACCACCGUUCAGACGGAGAAACCCAAAGACCAGCGCCAAACCAGUUGGUAACCGUGCUUGAAUCUGGGAGGAAGUGAUUUUUCUUCUCGAGAGUGCUUAUUUCCUCAAGUGGCACCCCUGGUCUGCCUCUUGAUCGCUGAUGAGCGAGGAACCCUGCGAUCCCCGUUAUCCAACACAACUCCUCUUGCAUUGCCAUUCCAAUCUGAACCCGUCGGGUUUGGUGGUUUAGGUCCGGAUUGCCCGUCAUCAUUAAUACGUGGGCACAUGUACGUGUAUGUGUGUGGCUGUGUGUUAUCUGACUGUCUGUACCAGCGGCAGAUUCGUUAAAUCUGGCCAAUGAACUGUGAACCUGACGACUUGUUCUUCCUUCCUGGCUCGCUCAUCUAAUGGAUUGAAACACAUCGUUAACCCUAUUAGGGUGAUUGUGUAUAUGUGAAAGAGAGAGAGAGAGAAAGAGCCAGCGAACCAGGGAGAGCUACCGAGUGAGUGUCUCCAUCUUCGUCGUCUCAUCCUCGACGAGAUUCUGUCGUUGGUGUCUCCCUUAGCCGAAUUACCUUCCUGAGGGGGAACAGAGAGAGAGAGAGAAGAGGAAAAGUUUCGAGGAUCCCCAAUUGGAACCACUUCCCCAACUUUGAUUCAUCAAUUCAUUCCGCCCCAACGGGACGCUCAAAAUGGUCCACUUACCGUUUGAUUAGGAGCCAAGAAAUCAAAGGGGAAAAAGACUUGAAGAAGACGAAAGAGAUAACGAAAAGAAAAGAAAGGAAGGAAGCUCAAUUCAGACCGACCGACCAAGCGACCAACCAAGCGACGGCCGCGACGACAAGCACCAAAGGGGACUUCGGAGAACUAGUGUAAAACAAGAAAAGCAAUUUCAGUUCAAAGUGAGAGCUCAAUAGCCUAACGGAAUGAUUACCAGUCAUGGCUAUCAAGCCCAUUCGCUUCACCACCCUGGCCAUCCGCAUCAGGCACAAAUCCCACCUGGUGCCCAUGGGGCAGCCAUCGGAGGAGGAGGGCCCCCUUCCAGCGGGUCUCUUCCGGGCUACCAGGGGUUCUCGUCGUCUUCCUCCUCCGGGGGUGGACAUUCGGGUAAUAGCGUCAAGGAAGAGUCCGAAGAAAGAGAUAUGACUUCCUCGGUGAGAAGUGAUUCGGGCAACGGAGACCCCUUUAGUUCGGCUGCGUCCUUUGGUGACGAUGACUUUGACAUUCCCCCGAUCAACAUUCCGCCUUCCGCCUUGGAGGACAACCCCCAGAAUCAAGGCAGUCAUCAUCCGGGCUAUCAUUACUCGCAGCAACAUCACCAACAACAUCAGUCACAUCAUCAAAUGCAGUGGAACCAACAACAGACUCAACAACACCAGUGGGGCUAUCAACAUCCACAUAUGAACGGCUAUCAGUAUCCCGAUCAUCAUCAACAGCAACAGCAACCUCAACACUAUGGCUAUAGUGGGGGCUACAGCUCCAUGUAUGGUCAACAUCAACCCCAACAACAGUCCACACACGUCAUGCCCGGUGGUCCCUCCCCCGUUGGAUCUCACAAUACGCCCAGUCCCCAAGCUCACUCUGAGGAUGGGGAUGACCAUAUCAGAAAUAACAACGUUCUCAAGCGACCCUCGCCUGACAUGUACGGUCCUCAUCGACACAUGAUGCACAUGUCCCAUGCUCAUCCCGGGGUGAUCCCUCCCGGGCAUGUCCCCGUAGUCACAGCCAAAAAGCCAAAGAUGUCAAAACGGAAGAAGAAGCGCGAUCCCAAUGAGCCCCAGAAACCGGUGUCCGCUUAUGCUUUGUUCUUCCGUGAUCGUCAGGCUGCCAUCAAGGUGGCCAAUCCCAAUGCUGCCUUUGGGGAUGUGUCAAAGAUCGUGGCUUCCAUGUGGGAUGGCUUAGAUCCAGACAGCAAGGCGGCUUACAAAAAGCGGACUGAGAAUGCCAAAAAAGAGUACUUGAAGAAGUUGGCCGCUUACCGGGCUAGUUUGGUCUCCAAAGGCAACGGAGAUCACAUGUACAAUCCCUAUGGGUUUGCUGCCUUUGCCGACGGUAGUAGUGUGCACAAACCGGCUGGCUAUGCCGGUCAGAGUGCUGAUACGGGCUACGGCCUGGGUCAACCUAUCCCCCCUCGACCCCCCAUGCAACACCUGCAGAAUAUGUCCCAUCAAGGAGGUGUCGGGGGUGCUUAUUGCAACAUGGUUCACCAGGGCAUCCCCCCUUCUCAGGAGGUUCCGCUGGGUCAUCCGCAGAUGCACAAUGGAAUGAUACCUCAACAUUCGCACCACAUCCACAAUCACAACCCCAAUCAGUCUCACCAUCCAUCACCCAACUCUAGCAAUACCAAUUUACCCCAAAGGUCGCCUCAUUUGAUGAACCCCAAAGUCUCCGGAGCAGCAUCGUCUCCUGGCACCCCUUUGAUCAACCCUUCGACGACUGACUCGGGUCGAUUGGGGACGACACUGCAAUGUGGUCGUCCAGGGUGCAACAAUUUGGUCCAACGGUCUCGUGAUGGAUGGAACAAUGAGUAUUGCUCCAAUGAAUGUGUGGUGGGACAAUGCCGUGAAGUGUACACCCACUGGUCAGGCAGUACGUCGAAUGGGGAUGGUUCAGACCAUAAUCAUCCUCCACCUCCGCCCUCAUCCACGCCCUAUCAAUCGGUCAAAUGACAAGACACAACUCAUUCUCCCCAAUCUAGCUCAUUAUUAUUAUUAUCAGCACCACCACCAUCAUCACCAUGAUCAUCAGCAAGCAGCCUGAACCUGUAUUGACACAAUUCUUAGAAGCAAUUAUACCUCCAGGAAUACGAUCACCACAUAUUAAAUGAAUAACCACUCAACUCUGUUAUGUGACUUAGUAGAUGGCUUUUGAAUGUAAAACACGCCCAAUAUCCCCAACCACUCAACGUAACGCCCUUCUCGGCCGGUAUGGAAUGGAAUAUUAUUUCCCAUGCACUUUCCCCGACGCGAUUCUCCAAUAGGCAGGAAACGGCCGAUAAACAAGAAAUAUCAAUCUUCCCACCUCACGCCAGACCUAGAACGUUUAUAUGUGUUGAUCAUCUCACCUUGAAAAAGCCUAUGUCACUGUAUCAGGAAAACAACAUCUACAACAAUAAAGAAAUAAAAGCCUCUUUUUAAUGAUA
Molecule: messenger RNA, 3198 nt
Organism: Tigriopus californicus
Lineage: Eukaryota; Metazoa; Arthropoda; Copepoda; Harpacticoida; Harpacticidae
Product: thymocyte selection-associated high mobility group box protein TOX-like
Exons: 3
Coding region: 983-2725 (580 amino acids)
Biological process (GO): regulation of transcription by RNA polymerase II
Cellular component (GO): nucleus
Molecular function (GO): chromatin DNA binding
Source: RefSeq, a predicted model, not a curated record